Molecule: messenger RNA, 366 nt
Organism: Caenorhabditis briggsae
Lineage: Eukaryota; Metazoa; Nematoda; Chromadorea; Rhabditida; Rhabditidae
Exons: 2
Coding region: 1-366 (121 amino acids)
Source: RefSeq, a predicted model, not a curated record
AUGCGUGUCUCUAUUCUUCUUUUGGUCUUUUUAUCGGUCGCUCUUGCUUGUGACAUCAUCGUUCACUUGAAAUCAGAUACCGACAAGAAGUUCAGUGGACAAAUUGUGGCUAGCAAUGGAAAGAAGUCGGAGAGAUGGAGCUACUUGAAGAAACUUCAAAAGAACACUUUCCAACAAAAGGCUGACGAAUGCGGACUCAAGGAUUGGGAAAUCACCACUUGGGAUGAGACCGGAAAGCCAGUUUCCACUGUCAAGGUUACUUUGGAUGGAAUCGGAAGAGUCACUUAUAAGGUUGGAGAUGACUUGAAGGCUGUGCAAAAGAACCGUCAAGGAGCCAUCUGCAAGGGACAAUGUGCUCCAUUGUAA